AUGGAUUUGGAGAUUAAAGGAGUUGCCGCUUCUCCUAGGAGUCAAACUCAGUCAUUCUCUGGAAGAAGGAAGCCACUACAACAAGGAUGGACUUCCAAAUCAUGGGCCAUACAGAAUCCUUGCCCUCCUGUGGUCCCACGCCUUGAUUUGGGAAGCCUUGUUGACUCUGAUGAUGAGGAUGAUUUUUCAUAUAUUCCAUUUAGAACAGCGCGUAUUCAUUUUGACCCACCAAAUCCAUCUUCUGCUCUUGAUGGGGUCACACCAUGUCAAAUACCAUAUACUCAGCAACAUCUAAAUGAACUGGAGCAGGACAUUAUACCUGAAGAUUUGCCAGCACCAACAAGCAAAUAUAAACUAAAAUAUCAGCAAUACAAAACUGAAAUGAAAGAGGGAUAUAAACAGUAUUGUCAGAGAAAUGCAGAAAAGACAAAAUCAAAUAUCAGAUAUCAACCAUCUCCAAGAAACAAGACAGAUGACAAGAAUGCCCAAGGGGAAGAAGCCGUCACGGAUGACCUUACAACUCUGGAUAGGAAAGCCCUCUUACAGCAGCGUUAUGCAGACAACCCUUACCAUGCACAGCAGAGUACAAGAAAAUCUAAUGCUGAAAUUGUGGCAGCUGAGAAGAAGAAACAGAGUGUUGCAGAGCAAGUGAUGCUGGACAACCUAUGCCGGAUAAGAACACAUUCAACAUUAACCGAAAAUAUGCUUUCUCAUAAAGUGCAAUUUGACUGUAGGAUCAUAUCAAGAAAUGGACGUGAUGCUUGCAGAGAGCUGGUUGGGUUCUUUUUUAUUCAUGAUCAGUCCCUUACAAUUUACGAAUAUCGGCAAUUUGGGAAAAAUAGAACAAAUGUGCUUCCUUUUAUUAAAAAAAGCACUUAUAGUCAUCAGUGUGGGCGAAGAAAAGGCAAACAAUACCAACUUGGCGAUUUUUAUAUUGGUGCAAACUUGACAUUUUUAAGUUCUGAUCAUCUCAGACUUCCAGAAAGCAUAAAAGAAAACACAUUACUUAUCCUUCGAAUCACAAAUAUUGAUCGGGUAUCUUCGGAUGAUCUCAGAACUGAUUCUGUGGAACAGGAGGAUGAUACAACCAGGCAAGAGGCCAAUGAUAGGCUGGUCUUCAAAGCCAUUCAAGAUAAGCUAAAAGAACAGCUACAUAAAAGAGGUGUCCGUAUUUUGACUGCAAUGGGAAAAUACUUUCGACAACUGGACAAGGAAGGAAAUGGACUUUUAGAUAAAGCAGAUUUUAAGCAAGCUCUGAAAGUCUUUCACUUAGAAAUGUCUGAAAAGGAUUUUGAGUCUUCAUGGCUAAUUCUGAAUGACAAUGGCAAUGGCAAGGUUGACUAUGGAGAAUUCAGACGUGCCAUUAUUGGUGAAAUGAAUGAAUACAGAAAAUCAUUUGUUCGAAAGGCUUUUAUGAAACUAGAUUUCAACAAAACUGGCAGUGUGCCUAUCAUAGACAUAAGAAAAUGUUACUGUGCAAAGAAGCACCCUCAAGUAAUUUCAGGCCAUUCCACAGAGGAAGAAAUCAAACUAUCUUUCCUGGAAACAUUAAAAGAAGCCUGCAGCAAGUCUGAUGAAGUCUCAUAUGGUGAAUUUGAAGAUUACUAUGAAGGUCUAAGUAUAGGAGUAGUAGAUGAUGAAGAUUUUGUUACUAUUUUACGUAUUCCAUGGGGGAUUUAG
This is a messenger RNA of Myotis lucifugus (little brown bat), 1680 nucleotides long. It is a transcript of the gene CAPS2, whose product is annotated as calcyphosine 2. Gene Ontology annotation, molecular function: calcium ion binding. The transcript has 16 exons. NCBI's taxonomy places the organism in Eukaryota, Metazoa, Chordata, Mammalia, Chiroptera, Vespertilionidae. Bases 1 to 1680 code for a protein of 559 amino acids. The record is from RefSeq and is a predicted model, not a curated record.